AUGGAAGUCUACAAAGAUGUCGAGAGAACAUCGAAAUUGAAGACGUUCUCCAACCAGUCCAUCUUGAUUGAAGAGGAGGAAGAGGAGGACUAUAACGACAUGACGCCGGAAGCAGUGGAAGCGGUGAAAUACUUGAAAGGUGUCAUCGGCCAGAUUGCGAGCCAGACUAAGAAGUUGAAUAACGAGUUCGAGAAAUUGGCGAACAAGAAGUUAAGAAAGAACAACUUGAGCACUAUCGAAAGUAAAAAGGAGAAGAUACAAUCUACAGUGGAACUGAAUAAGUUCCACACCAAAAAGCUCUUUAAGGUCAUCAAGUAUGUCCGAGCCAACAAGAUGUCCGAUAUGAACUUAAUCUGGUUGAUAAAGGACGACUUGAACAACUACUUGGAGAACAACGGCAAUAUUGAUUUUACAGACGACACAUCCAUAUAUGAUGACAUCUUCAAUCUGGUAGUCAUAGAAGAUGACUACUCCGAAUUCAACGACUCAGAAAUACACUCCAAUACAAGUAGAGACCCAGAAGAGGUACCAAUCAAGAACGGAAGUGCCAACAACAAUGUGCUAGGAAGACUAAGCUCUGGCACUGUGGAAACGAGGACACAACCGAACCACAUCAACACAUCCAUACCAGCGUCACCUGUAAAUAAACACAUGAGCCCAGAGUUAGCAAGUCCAGCUAUUGUCAGAACACUUAAGCCAGCUUCCACACCUUCAAAGCCCGUAGGGAACUUAAAAUGGUCUACAGCAGCAGCAGGUAUCCUGGAGGUUUCCGAAGAAAGUCACUACGAAAGCAGUAGAGCUUCGGCAGCUUCUUCCGUAAGUCCCAAAGUGACUAAUGGUUCUACUACUGUUGCUCCAUUGAGCACCGUGAAAUCUUCUUCCAGUAGAGUAGAGACCAAAUUCGUCCAUGUCUUGGAGAAUUCGUCAUUGCCGCAAUCUGAGUUGAACUUGUUCAGUGACUUAAACUUAGUCAAGUUGCCGCCAGGAAUGCAAGAUUUGAUAAUAUCAUUCACAUCUAAAAGAAAUAACCCCGAAGACUUCAAGUUGCUCUGUAGCACCCGCAGCUACAAUCAGUACGUGACUCCAAUCAAGAAGUGCAACUUCCCAGAACUUGAUGCAGCAGGAAAUGUAGGUGGAAACAACAAUAAUAAACAAUUCAAGCCACCGGUGCAGUUAUUCAAGUUGCUGUCGUACUGGAAUAGAAUCAGAGCUAAUGACGAGUUUGAUAGAAUCUUGGAAGAGAUACAGACAUUAAGUGAAAAAGACUCUGGCGAAGGCAAUCCAAUAGCAAACGAGUUGACGUUGGUGUUGUUUUAUGGAUUCUACUUUGGUUUCACGCCUGUGGAAAACUUGAUUGCCGAAUCGUGCUUGUUCAAGUUAGGCUGGAGACCAUACAAUACCAAUCACAGCGACUCUUCACAGUUAAAUCAAAGCCAAAACCAGAUAUCGUCACCAUCCAGUAACGGAAAGGUUUCGCAGUCUUCAAAGGACAAAGUAACAGUGCACAGCUGGGUUAGACGUAUUAAGUUAUUGUCGAAUUCAGAAGAAUCCACAGCCUUUGAGAUUGGAGACUAUCAGGUGUUUGACUUGUCUUUCUGGGAAGUCUACAUCAAGUACGGCUUCACAUUGGACCUCAGUCUCUGUAAAACAGAGCCAACCAGCGCCAUUUGCUAG
Scheffersomyces stipitis CBS 6054 is the source of this 1674-nucleotide messenger RNA. It is a transcript of the gene NOT3, whose product is annotated as CCR4-NOT core subunit. The transcript is spliced from 2 exons. Bases 1 to 1674 code for a protein of 557 amino acids. Gene Ontology annotation, cellular component: CCR4-NOT core complex; nucleus; P-body. Gene Ontology annotation, biological process: regulation of DNA-templated transcription; nuclear-transcribed mRNA poly(A) tail shortening. The record is from RefSeq and is a predicted model, not a curated record. NCBI's taxonomy places the organism in Eukaryota, Fungi, Ascomycota, Pichiomycetes, Serinales, Debaryomycetaceae.